This is a messenger RNA of Vigna angularis (adzuki bean), 1558 nucleotides long. RefSeq lists its product as uncharacterized. The coding region runs from base 338 to 1249 and encodes 303 amino acids. Gene Ontology annotation, molecular function: acyltransferase activity, transferring groups other than amino-acyl groups. NCBI's taxonomy places the organism in Eukaryota, Viridiplantae, Streptophyta, Magnoliopsida, Fabales, Fabaceae. The transcript has 9 exons. The record is from RefSeq and is a predicted model, not a curated record.
CAUAGCAUACCCCACCACACAUCUUCCAAUACCAUCAUCAAUCCAAAACUGAGUCUUUGGCUUAGAAGCACCAUGAAAUUGUCCUCUCCUUACCACUAAUGCCAAUUCUCAAACUUUGAGAAACAAGAAGCACAAACAAGUAAUUUUCAACCAAUUUUCAAACCACAAUUUUUCACUUCUCUCUUUCAUUUCAGUUUUCUUACAUGUUGCAUCACUGCCAUAUUGGAACAUCAAAAGGGGUUUCUUCCUUUUGAACCCUUAGACUUAAAGAUUUUUUCUUUUCUUUUCUUAUCAUUCUUUCGGGGUUUUCAUAAGCCCUUGAAUCUAGAAGAGAAACAUGUCUCCCAUGUCAACUAUUCCAAUUCAUAGACCUGAAUUUGGGACCUUAUUUUUCAAUGGGUCUCCAAGCCCUUAUAAAUGUUUGAGAGUUGCCUCGUCAUGGACCAUGGCCAUGGAUUCAAAAUUUUCUCCGACAAAGAAGAAUAGUAUUAAUAAUGAUUAUAGUAUGAAGAAGAAGGAAGAACUCUCUAUGCAGCUUUCAACUCCACCCAUUUCCAAAGUGGAAAUUUUAAACUCCAACGAUCUCCAAUUUGAUCGGUUGCAGCCAUCGGAUCAAGAAUUGGGUCGAGUAAAUAGGUUUGAGUUUGGGCAAUUUGUUGCACGAGAAGCUGUGCUUGAUGAAGAGUAUUGGACAGCAGCAUGGUUGAGAGCAGAAAGUCACUGGGAGAAUCGAUCAUAUGAAAGAUAUGUUGAUAACUUCAAAAGGAAAUUUGCUGAGCAGGAAUUUCAUGCAUUAAAGAGACGGUGCAAGGUGCAAAACGGUGAUAGCUGCGCAUGCAUCAUCACGGUGAGGAAGGAGCAGAAGAAUGCAAAACACUCAAUAUUAAAAAGUGUUGUAGGAACCCUUGAUUUGAACAUCCGAUAUUUGCUUCAAGGGGAGACUUACCCUGGGGAACGGGUAAAGGCUCCCCUUUUUUGCUGCAUCAACAGAACACCACCAAGCAGAUAUGGUUACAUUGCAAACUUGUGCGUUAUCAAAUCAGCUCGGCGCCAGGGAAUUGCAAGCAACAUGUUGUCAUUUGCUAUUGGAGCUGCAAAAUCUAAUGCAGGUGUGACACAGGUAUAUGUGCAUGUGGACAAAAAUAAUAGUCCUGCACAAAUAUUGUACCAAAAGAUGGGUUUUGAGAUGGUUGAAAUGGCAAACUCCCAGUUGGUGGAACAAACAUACUUACUGCGAUUACAGACCUAAAAUACUAAGGAUAGCUUCGGAAAAGUUGUGAAUUUCAGAAUUUAAGUAGAUAAUGUAACCAUCAUAGAGCUGUAAGAUGUAAAUGCAUGUAGGUGUCCAUGUUUGUACCUAACUAAGGUAACAAAUUUCGAUUAUUUAUCCCUCUUCAUUUUCAAUGUGUGGAUAUUUAAUUCUGUAGCUUGUAUAGGUAUCAUAUAUUCUUCCUGAAAUUAUAUGUAUUGAAGAAAAAUAAAUUUGGGGGUAAUUUAAAAAACAAACUCAGAUGUAUUGGAUUUGAAAAGGGUGAAGUUAUUUCUUAUUGCAACAUUA